Marasmius oreades (fairy-ring Marasmius) is the source of this 1208-nucleotide messenger RNA. RefSeq lists its product as uncharacterized. Lineage: Eukaryota; Fungi; Basidiomycota; Agaricomycetes; Agaricales; Marasmiaceae. Bases 43 to 1065 code for a protein of 340 amino acids. The record is from RefSeq and is a predicted model, not a curated record. The transcript is spliced from 5 exons.
CCUCACAGUCCAAGACUGUCCUUAACUUACCACUUGCGAACUAUGUCAAAGCGGCCUAUACCCGACUCAUCCCUCGUUGACACCACACGCUCAGUUCGGCAGAAACUGCAAGGCGAUAGCAAUGUUCACGCUGACAAGAAUGCUGACAAGCCUAAGCGUUCGAGUGAGGGCCGUCAAUCGUCCAACCAAUCUCAACUCGAGGUCCAGGUCAAGCGAGAGCCUCAGGAGUUGGAAGAGGUUGAACGCGUACUUACUCUAGGCGAGUCGUCAAUGACGACGGAAAGACCACCGUCAACCGCUAAUGUCAAUAUCAAUGACCGGCUGCCUUCAACGUCCACGAGUCAAAGAGCCGUUCCCAUCCCUCAGACUUCCGGUGUCACUGUAUCUGGCAGCUCCAAUUCGAACGUAUCCAGGCUCAGCAAAACAUCCCACCCCGCUGAGAACGUCGUAGACGAAUAUCGACGGAGGAAAGAGAUGAUUGACGAAUUGACACAAAAGCAGCUCGAGGCUUUGAAAGAUAUUAAUGAGAUGGUAACCCAUGAUCGAGAGGGUGAGCGAGUCAAGCUCCUCGAGAAAGAGAAGGAGAAGAUGGCGAUGAGGAUAGAAAUGCUCGUGGUAGAACGUGACACUGCGGAGCGUCGUAUUCAUAAGUUCGAGAAGGAGAGGGAACAACAACGCCAGAAGUAUCGGGACUGCCAGGAGAGGCUGAACAAAAAGCGGAAAUUGGUAGAAAAAAAUAUGCAGGAGCGAGAUAUUCUUGCUCUUGAGACUAGAAGGCUGGGGGAUGGGACACGAGUUGUUCAAGAGCAACUGAAGAGAUCGGAGGAGGAAAUAGUUGCCUUGACAACACGACUUGAAGAAAAGUACGACGAGAAUCUGAUGCUCAAAAGUCAGGUUGCGCAGAUUCACGGAGAAGCUGAGCUGUUGCGAAGAGAGAGAGCGAUGGCAAACUGUGAGCUUGCGGAAGUGAAAGGGAAGAUGAAGAAUCUUCAAGCCGACCUGGAUACCGUUGUUCGGCGACAUUCUCAGGCCCUGCCUAGAAAGCUCAGGAUCCGUCAUAAGUAAUGCUACUUAGCGUUGGAUGGACUUGAAAGCUCUAUAAUCACAAUCCCGCUUCACUGUACCCAUAAACUUCUUAGUGAUAAUUCUUCAUCGCAUAAAGCCUUUGUAGAUCAUCGGAUAACUGAGCUGACCGCCCCUUAGUCAGG